Molecule: messenger RNA, 4254 nt
Organism: Sciurus carolinensis (gray squirrel)
Lineage: Eukaryota; Metazoa; Chordata; Mammalia; Rodentia; Sciuridae
Gene: Wdr6
Product: WD repeat domain 6
Exons: 6
Coding region: 375-3569 (1064 amino acids)
Biological process (GO): tRNA methylation
Cellular component (GO): cytoplasm
Molecular function (GO): protein binding
Source: RefSeq, a predicted model, not a curated record
AGUAGGCUAAAAAACUGAGCGCCCACUUGGGCGGGGCCGUAGGGACAAAGGGAUGCCUCGAGGAGGACUGGUGGCCGGAUGAGGCGGGCUGGAAGAUGGGAACUGAGACCAGGAGAUGGCGUAACUAGGGACAACCAAGGAGAGCUGGGCCGGAGAGACAGAAAGUUGAUGCGGCUGUUACAGCCCCACGUUGGACCCAACGUGGAAAGGGUGGGAAGAGACGCGGGAAGGAGUGGAGAACGCAGUCGUUCGAAGCUGGGGGAGUGGGGUGCGUGUCCCGAAGAGCUGGGCGGAUAUUUGGCCUCUCCUGAGGACGCCCGGGUGAGGGACCUGAUGUCCUGGUGUACAGCUUGGACUUGGGCGGGCAUCUGCGAAUGAUGAAGCGAGUGCAGAACCUACUUGGCCACUAUCUUAUCCAUGGUUUCCGAGUGCGGCCAGAGCCCAAUGGAGAUGACUCGGAGGCCAUGGUAGCUGUGUUUGGGAGCAAGGGUCUCCGAAUCGUGAAAAUUAGCUGGGGCCAGAGCCGCUUCCGGGAGCUCUGGCGCUCUGGCCUAUGGAAUAUGUCUGACUGGAUCUGGGAUGUACGCUGGCUUGAGGGCAACGUCGCCUUGGCACUGGGCCACAACUCAGUGGUGCUGUAUGACCCUGUGAUAGGAUGCAUGCUGCAGGACGUACCCUGCACAGAUAGGUGUACCCUUUCCUCAGCCUGCUUAAUUGGAGACACCUGGAAGGAGCUGACCAUUGUGGCAGGUGCUGUUUCCAAUCAGCUCCUAGUCUGGUACCCAGCAGCUGCUUUAGUAGACAACAAGCCGGUGGCACCUGACCGACGGGUCAGCGGCCAUGUAGGUGUUAUCUUCAGCAUGUCAUACCUGGAAAGCAAGGGCUUGCUGGCAACAGCUUCAGAAGACCGAAGUGUCCGUAUCUGGAAGGUGGGUGACCUUCGGGUGCCUGGGGGUCGGGUGCAGAAUAUUGGUCACUGCUUUGGGCACAGUGCCCGUGUGUGGCAGGUCAAACUCUUAGAGAAUUACCUUAUCAGUGCAGGAGAGGACUGUGUCUGCUUGGUGUGGAGCCACGAAGGUGAGAUCCUCCAAGCCUUUAGAGGCCACCAGGGCCGUGGAAUCCGGGCCAUCGCUGCUCAUGAAAGGCAGGCAUGGGUGAUCACUGGGGGUGAUGACUCAGGCAUUCGGCUAUGGCAUCUGGUAGGGCGUGGCUACCCAGGCUUGGGGGUCUCAGCUCUCUGCUUCAAGUCCCCUAGCCGGCCUGGUACCCUCAAGGCCGUGACACUGGCUGGAUCUUGGCGACUACUGGCAGUGACUGAUACAGGGGCCCUCUACCUCUAUGACCUUGAGGUUAAGUGCUGGGAGCAGCUUCUAGAAGACAAGCACUUCCAGUCUUACUGCCUGCUGGAGGCAGCUCCUGGUCCUGAGGGCUUCGGACUGUGUGCCAUGGCCAAUGGUGAGGGUUGUGUCAAGGUUGUCCCCAUCAACACUCCAACUGCUGCUGUGGAUCAAGUCCUGUUCCAUGGGAAGGUGCACAGCCUGAGCUGGGCCCUGCGUGGCUAUGAGGAACUCCUAUUGCUGGCAUCAGGCCCUGGCGGAGUUGUGACUUGCUUGGAAAUUUCAGCCGCACCCUCUGGCAAGGCCAUUUUUGUCAAGGAGCGUUGCCAGUAUCUGCUGCCCCCAAGCAAGCAGAGAUGGCACACAUGCAGUGCCUUCCUGCCCCCAGGUGACUUCUUGGUAUGUGGUGACCGCCGCGGCUCUGUACUACUAUUCCCGUCCAGACCAGGUCUGCUUAAGGACUCUGGGGUUGGAGGAAAGGCUAUUGCUGAGGCACCCAUGGGAGGGAGUGGUAGUGGGAAUGCUGUGGCUGGGUGGGGCCCUGUGUCUACCCUCCAUUCUCUGCAUGGGAAGCAGGGUGUGACCUCGGUCACCUGCCAUGGUGGCUAUGUGUACACCACAGGGCGCGAUGGCACCUACUACCAGCUCUUUGUGCAAGGUGGCCAGCUUCAGCCAGUCUUGCGCCAGAAGUCCUGUCGAGGCAUGAACUGGGUGGCUGGGCUUCGCAUGGUGCCUGAUGGGAGUAUGGUCAUCCUGGGUUUCCAUGCCAAUGAAUUUGUGGUGUGGAGUCCCCGGUCACACGAGAAGCUGCAUAUCAUCAACUGUGGUGGAGGGCACCGCUCCUGGGCCUUCUCAGAUACUGAAGCAGCCAUGGCCUUUGCCUACCUCAAGGACGGAGAUGUCAUGCUAUACCGGGCUCUGGGUGGCUGCACCCGCCCACAUGUGAUUCUUCGGGAAGGUCUGCAUGGCCGUGAGAUCACUUGUGUGAAGCGUGUGGGCACCAUCACUCUGGGGCCUGAAUAUGAGGUGCCUAGCUUUGAGCAGCCUGACUACCUAGAGCCUGGUAAUGAGGGCCCUGGCCUGACAGAUAUUGUGAUUACGUGCAGUGAGGACACUACUGUCUGUGUCCUGGCACUCCCCACAGCCACAGGUUCAGCCCAUGCACUCACAGCUAUAUGUAACCAUAUCUCCUCUGUGCGUGCGGUUGCUGUGUGGGGCAUUGGCACCCCAGGUGGCCCUCAGGAUCCUCGGCCAGGUCUGACAGCUCAUGUAGUGUCAGCAGGGGGCCGAGCCGAGAUGCACUGCUUCAGCAUCAUGGUCACUCCUGACCCCAGCACCCCAAGCCGCCUUGCCUGCCACGUUAUGCACCUUUCAUCUCACCGGUUGGAUGAAUACUGGGAUCGGCAGCGCAAUCGGCAUCGGAUGGUCAAGGUGGAUCCUGAGACCCGGUACAUGUCCCUUGCUGUUUGUGAACUUGACCGGGCUGGCCUUGGCCCCAUUGUGGCUGCAGCCUGUAGCGAUGGGGCAGUUAGGCUCUUUCUCUUGCAGGACUCUGGGCGAAUUUUACAGCUCCUUGCUGAAACUUUUCACCAUAAGCGGUGUGUCCUCAAAGUCCACUCCUUUACCCAUGAGGCACCCAACCAGCGGCGGAGGCUGCUUCUCUGCAGUGCAGCUACUGAUGGCAGCAUAGCCUUCUGGGAUCUCACCACCGUGCUGGACCGUGGUUCCACCAUCUUGGAGCCUCCAGUGCACCCUGGGUUUCCCUACCAGCUGGGCACUCCCUGCCUAACCCUCCAGGCCCAUAGCUGUGGUGUCAACAGUCUGCACACCUUACCAACACAUGAGGGCCACCAUCUUGUGGCCAGUGGCAGUGAGGAUGGCUCCCUGCACCUCUUCAAGCUUGCUGUGGAGAUGCCAGAGCUGGAAGAUGCUGUGGGGGAGGCUGAGCUGGUGCCCCAGUUGCAUGUGCUUGAAGAAUACUCUGUUCCUUGUGCACAUGCUGCCCAUGUGACAGGCCUCAAGAUCCUAAGCACAAGCCUCAUGGUCUCAGCCUCUAUUGACCAACGGCUAACUUUCUGGCGUCUGGGGCAUGGUGAGCCCACUUUCAUGAACAGCACUGUGUACCACGUGCCAGAUGUGGCUGACAUGGAUUGCUGGCCCGUGAGCCCUGAGUUUGGCCAUCGCUGUGCUCUUGGGGGUCAGGGGCUUGAGGUUUACAACUGGUAUGACUGAGGUGUCCCAUGAUGGCUGGUGUGCUGGGUAAGGGUUCUGUUCACAGAUAGUAGAGCAGGAAUCAACUGUCUGUGCCCAUGCCCAGUGUGCCUUGUGGAGGGGAUGAGGGGUGGAGAUGGAGGCUGUAGGUUCCUGACUCCAGAGCAGAAGCUGGAGGUGAGUAGAGUACUGCCUAGGUAGACCAAGAAUAUGCCCCACUCCCCAUAGCAGACAUAACUUUGUAACAAGCAAUUUAUUUUGGCUUCAAGCUCCUAAAGUCUGUGGGGUUUUAAGUUUCUUCCAGUUGAUAAUUUUACAAACAUUCCCAGAUACUUGGCCCUCUGUGGCUUUAGAUGUGGCUCAACGGAGGGAUGCCCAGCAUAGCCAGGCCAGCGUGGAGCACCUCACGCACAGCUUUCAGAAGCUGCAGGCGGGCAAACAUCUGACCAAAGAGGUGUGGCCGAGGUUCCUGGAAAAGAAGGAACCUGCUGGUCUCAUUUUUUGCUUCCCUUGUCUUUAACCUGAACCCCUCUACACUUCCCUUGUACCCACUUUUGCUGUGUACUCACCCCUAGGACAUGUACCCGGUUAUAGUAUGAGCUGAAAUCCAUACUGAGCUGUACCAGGAACUUGCAUACCUAGAGACAGAGAUAGUUACUGGCCCGUGUCUUUUGUGUCCCAUCCCAGAAUAAAGAAUAGAGUAUGA